Alternaria burnsii is the source of this 1362-nucleotide messenger RNA. Its product is annotated as ring finger protein. Gene Ontology annotation, cellular component: ubiquitin ligase complex; cytoplasm. The record is from RefSeq and is a predicted model, not a curated record. NCBI's taxonomy places the organism in Eukaryota, Fungi, Ascomycota, Dothideomycetes, Pleosporales, Pleosporaceae. Gene Ontology annotation, biological process: positive regulation of proteasomal ubiquitin-dependent protein catabolic process; ubiquitin-dependent protein catabolic process; protein polyubiquitination. The transcript is spliced from 3 exons. Bases 1 to 1362 code for a protein of 453 amino acids. Gene Ontology annotation, molecular function: ubiquitin protein ligase activity; ubiquitin conjugating enzyme binding; zinc ion binding.
AUGGAAGACGAGCGCGCCGAAGAGCUCAGCACGCUGCAGUCCAUCUACCCGGAGUUGGUUAUCAGCGAUAGCGACCCCUACUCUGCCACUCUUGAACUGCUCGUGGCGCCUACCAAGCCUUUGCCUAUUACCUUCGAGCCACAGCAACAUGUCGAACGACUUCCGUAUCUACCCCCACUACGUCUCGAAAUUAUCCUACCCGCCGAGUAUCCCGAACAAACACCGCCCGUAGUGAGGUUGUCUACGUUGCCAUCGUGGCUAGGCCAGGACCUCCAGGCUACACUCACAGCAGAAGCAAACAUGUUAUGGGAUGAGUACGGCGGAGGUAGCAUUCUAUUCGCCUAUAUCACCUCUUUACAAGAACAAGCCGAGAAUGCCUUUGGUCUGGAGGGGCUUUCGCUAUCCUCCUCUAUGCGGAAGGAGCUCGUAGAUUAUAGUCGCCGGAUGAAGAAGGAGCUGUUCGACAAAGACACGUUCGACUGCGAAGUCUGUCUCGAGCCAAAGAAGGGGUCAGCCUGCUACCGCAUGGCCCGCUGCAGCCAUGUCUUUUGCAUCAAUUGUCUCCAGGACUACUACAACAACUGUAUAACCGAGGGGGACAUCAACAACGUCAAGUGUAUGUCCACCGAAUGUGGUAGUAGUGGGAAGAAGAAGGACCGGCUGUUGUCGCCCAAGGAGCUGCUACAGAUCCCUAUAGCACGCGAUCAAGUCGAGCGAUAUGCCAAGAUCAAGCGGAAGAAAAAGAUUGAAUCUGACCCUAGCAUCGUGUUUUGUCCACGCACAUGGUGUCAAGGUGCCAUGCGAACUACCAAAUAUCCCAAGAUUACCGACGUAACUCAGAUGGACGAUUCGGAUUCUGAAGCAGACGACGAGAGUCCAGCUCAGCAACAGGAAACCAACACUGAGCCUGGCCCGGAGAAGCGUGGAGUCGGCGUACGAGGUAUGGAUCGGUUACAGGUUUGCGAAGAUUGCACACUCGCUUUCUGUGUUGUCUGCUUAGCGUCGUGGCACGGAGAUUUCGUACGCUGCGAGCCACGCGAUGCUACACAACUGACCGAGGAGGACCAAGCAUCGCUCAACUUUAUCAUGAAGAACACCACACCCUGCCCGUACUGCUCUGUACCGUGCCAGAAGAGCAUGGGAUGUAAUCACAUGACCUGCGCGCAAUAUCACCCAUACGCCCAUUUCAACGACCCCAAGAACAAGAACUGCUUCAUGCGCCUCAUGGACGGGGCCGAAGGCGACAUGGGAAACGGCGCUGUGCAGUUUGGUGGUAGGAGAGGGGCUGAGCAAGCGGCGGAGUUCUGGGAGCAAGAAGCCCUGCGUAUACAGAUGCAAGAAUUUGAUGAAUUCGUACGAUAG